UCCACAAAUACUUGAAUAUUGUUUCCAAACAUGAACUCACUCGGAUGAGUUGUUUCCAAGUGGAAGCUGGCAUGCAACCGCGUUAGUACACGCUCUCGUUUCUCUUUUUACGGCUCAUAAUAAGCCGUCCAAAGUCCAUCCAAGUCUCUCUGAUAAGAGGAACCAAUAAAAGCUGCCGCAGCCUCUCAGUGUAAACACCUCAGCCCGAGUUCAUGCCUCCUUCUUUUCUUCUUCUACGACCUUCUCCUUCGUUUUCUUAAUUCUUCUAGUCUUGUAUUUACAUAUAAGGCCGCCAUCAGCCGGCCCACUCAUUAGCAUCUUUUAUAUCCUCGAGCCAGGCGGGGGCAUCAUGGCAAAGUAGAUCCAUCCGCCUCGCCUUCAAACAGGUGUCAGUCGGACGCAGCUCCAGCGGAACUUUUAACUUUUUUUAUUUUCAUUUUUUCCCCUUCUUCUUUUAUUUUUUUAAUGUUCUCCAACAUGGUCUCCAAGCUGACGUCCCUGCAGCAGGAGCUCCUGAGCGCACUGCUGGACUCCGGACUCACCAGGGAAGUUCUGAUCCAGGCACUGGACGACAUGGACCCCAACUCGGCCAUCGGCUUCGGGGUGAAGCUGGAGCGGCUUCAACCGCCGCCGUCACCCCGAGCUCACAAAAACAGCCAUCAUCAUCACAACCGCAACGACGGCCACAACGCGGGCGGAGAGUGCGACGCCAAGCCGGUCUUCCACACGCUGAGCAACGGGCACGGGAAGACGGCCGCCAAGCUGUCCGGCGACGAGGGCUCGGAGGACGGGGACGACUUCGACACGCCGCCCAUCCUCAAGGAGCUCCAGUCACUCAACACGGAGGAGGCCGCCGAGCAGCGUGCCGAAGUUGAACGCAUGCUAGCGGAGGAUCCGUGGCGAGCGGCCCGGAUGAUCAAAGGUUACAUGCAGCAGCACAACAUCCCGCAGCGUGAGGUGGUGGACAUCACCGGCCUCAACCAGUCGCACCUGUCGCAGCACCUCAACAAGGGCACCCCGAUGAAAACCCAGAAGCGAGCCGCCCUGUACACGUGGUACGUGCGCAAGCAACGGGAGAUCCUCAGACAGUUCAACCAGGCGGCGCAAGGUUCUGGCAGCAAUAUGACAGACAAGGGCAAUCAGGAUCCGGCCUUUUUUUUCCCAGAGUUCAACUCGUCUAGUCAAGGCAUGGGUCAGACCGGCGACGAUGUCGGCGGCGAGCCGUCCUCCAAGAAAAUGAGACGGAAUCGAUUCAAAUGGGGGCCAGCCUCGCAGCAGAUCCUCUACCAGGCCUACGAGAGGCAGAAGAACCCUAGCAAGGAGGAGAGAGAAUCGCUAGUGGAGGAGUGCAACAGAGCCGAGUGCCUUCAGAGGGGUGUGUCGCCGUCUAAAGCUCAGGGCCUGGGCUCCAACCUGGUGACGGAGGUGCGUGUGUACAACUGGUUCGCCAACCGACGGAAGGAGGAAGCGUUCCGACAGAAACUGGCCAUGGAUGCCUACAGCACGCCCGCAACGCAUAGCAUCAACCCGCUGCUCUCCCACGGCUCACCGCACCACCCGCAGGGAAGCACUUCACCACCAAUGCGAUACAGUCAAGGCCCGGGCGAGGUGACGUCGUCCACCGGCAUAAGUCACCACAGCGGCAUGACCGGCGGCCAGUCGGUUCUUCAGCAGGUGUCUCCGGGGGGCCUGGACCCCAGUCAUAGCCUGCUGUCACCCGACGCCAAAAUGAUUUCAGGUUCGGGAGGCGGCCUUCCUCCAGUCAGCACGCUGACCAACAUCCACAGUUCACAUCACAGCCACCAGCAGACGCAAAACCUCAUCAUGCCGCUUUCUGGGGUCAUGGCCAUCGCACAAAGUUUGAACACGUCGCAAUCUCAGUCAGUGCCGGUGAUCAACAGUGUGGCGGGCAGCCUAGCGGCGCUGCAGCCAGUCCAGUUCUCGCAGCAGCUUCACAGUCCUCACCAGCAGAGUCUGGUGCAACAGUCGCCUGCUCACAUGAGCCAGCAGCCCUUCAUGGCCGCCGUUACACACUCGCACAUUUAUCCUCACAAGCAGGAGCCUCCGCAAUACUCGCAUCCGUCGCGUUUCCCGUCGGCCAUGGUGGUGACGGACGCCAACGGAAUCGGGACGCUCGGUUCCAUGUCGGCCAGCAAGACGGAGGCUCCGGUAAACAAGAUGGUGCCGCUCGGGGGUCUCUCCUGGUGUCCUCUCCAAGCGUGGUGAGAGCGUGUACACCUGACCUCCUCGCUGCCCGGCAACCCCCAUGCAUUUUUUCCCUCUUUUUUUUUCCACACUGCCUGCUUGCCCAUCACCGUGGCGACGGACACCGAGUCGGCUGGGGGAAGCAAACACGAUGACCCGUGUCGGAUGUACGAUUGGCUAUUGAGGUAACGGUCUUUUCCCCGUGACGUCACGCGUACCUCCGGGUGGCAGAAGACGGAAAAUCACCAAAUUUUGUGGCAAAGAUUGAAGCAUCUUUAUUGACCAAGUACGUUGGAAACACAAAAGGAAUUCUUUUCCGGAAAAGGUGUAUUGCGGAGGCCAUAUCCGACGCGACCGCACGGGGAAAAUGAAUCACGCCUUGGGACUGUGCGACAAUCUUGACGCUUGUUGAUCUGGCGGAUUAGCGCCCUUACAAAGUCUUCCUGUUUGCCUUUGGCGCUCACUUGUUUGUGUAUACUGUGAUUUUUAUUUUGGGUUUGUUGACAAUCUUCUAAGGACUAUGCAAAUAUUAAGUGCAGGAAGACAAAAAAAUGAAUAUAUACAUAUACUUUAUACAAAAUGUAUAUUUACACGUAGAGGGGAGAACAGGGUUGGUUGUCACAAUUUUAAGUCUUUCAUGAAUAUCUUCCCAUGAAAAUGACUACCUUAAUUUAUUAAUUUAUCAAUCAAAGAUCUCCUGAAACUUUGUGACAUAAUGCUGAUUGUAAGGUUGCUCGUAUCAAAUGGGGUUGGUUCCCAGAUAGCAGACAGACGUUGAAAUGAUGUUGAAUCAACAUUCCGCUCUCAACCUUAUAUUGUUGAAUCAACGUUGACACGCGACGUCAUCACUUUUGCACCCUCGAUUAAUGUUGUUCCAACGUUGAAAUACUUACAAAACAGGGGAGUUACCGGGAAGGGGGGUGGCUGGGGUAGGCAGUGCCCACCCACGGACACACUCCGCCCACCCAAAGAAAACUGGAUGUAGUACUAACGGCAGUCCGUAUACCACGUAUGGUAUCCAAUUCAUAUAGUACUGAUGUGUUCUUAGUUUGAACCCCUUCAUUGUUACCUCCUCUUUCAUCUAAAAAAAAAAAAAAUGAAAUGGAAUGUUGGUUUUGUUCCUAGGGGGCGCUACACACUUUUACGCAUAUUUUGAUUUGUUUUUUUACAUUUUAUCAAGGUUUUCACCAGUGUUCACCUGGCUGUUGAGUUUGGUGAGUUUUGAAGCAUUCUGAGGGGGUCAAAGUAGGGCUCAAAGCGUCGGCGGGACAAACAAUGACUGCUAGGGGGCGCUACAUAGUGUAUUUGAAAUUUGCCUUGACACAGUAUCAAAGAUUGCACCUGUCUUGAUCUCGUGCCAAUUUUGGUGCAUUUUGAAGAAUUCUAAGGGGGUCAAAUUGAGCUCAAAGGGGCUGCGGAAUAAAGAAUAACUAUAAUAAUAAUAAUAAAACAGAAGAACCACAAUAGGUCACCUAAGAAAAACAUUGUCACUUGCAUGUCCAUACUGUUUAGUUAUGGAUGUGGUCUAAGUCAAAUAAUAUCACAUUUUUAAAUUUUAAUUUGUGUAGAGACCAAAUCACAACAGUUAUCUCGAGGAGAAAACAAAACAUGUUUUAAGGUGCAGUAGCCCUACGCUGGAUUUCGACCUACCUGAGCAUUGUAGCAGUACGAUGCUAGUCUGUUAGUCAACGUGGCGGUCGCCAUAUGUAAACGGAGCUUUUCCGGUGAAAAUUCUUGUGAAUAAAUGCUUAAAUCCCUGAAUUCUUUAUAGAUAUGAACGUAAAACAGUCUCAAUUCUUGGUUAAAAGCGAAAAAAAAAAAGUGCAGUUAGCAUUUAUUUUACGUAAAUAUGUCGAAGUACGAUGCUAGUCUGUUAGUCAAUGUGAUGGUCGCCAUAUGUAAACAGAGCUUUUCCGGUGAAAAUUCAUGAGAAUAAAUGUUUAAAUCCCCAAAUUUUUUAUAGAUAUGGACAUAAAACAAUCUUGAUUCUUGGGUGAAGGCAAGAAAAACAUGCAGUAAGCAUUUAUUUUACGUAAAUACAUCGAACUACGAUGCUAGUCUGUUAGUCAAUGUGGCGGUCGCCAAAUGUAAACAGAGCUUUUCCGGUGAAAAUGAUUGUGAAUAAAUGCUUGAAUCCCGGAAUUUCUUAUAGAUAUGAACGUAAAACAGUUUCGAUUCUUUGUUAAAAGAGCAAAAAAUGGCCAGUUUGCAUUUAUUUUACGUAAAUAUGUCAAUGAAUGAUGCUAGUCCGUAGCGGUUAUUUUCUCCCAUUGACUUUUUUUCAUACUGUUUUAAAAUGCAUGCAUGGUACGAAAAAUAUAAUAAUUACCUUGAAUCCUCAAACAAAUCACUCCUGAGACAAUCCUUCCUGUUUAUAGCUUUCGUACUUUUUCAACAUAAAUCCGCCGUUGGAUCGCUGCAUUUGUUGACUAACUACGACCGACUGCAAAUAACUGAAAUGGAUUGUAGGACAGCCCCCUAGUUGAAGGCGUUGCACAGUGGCUGACGGAUGUGAACCGUUAAUACAAAUAUAAAGUCUAUGCCUAUUGUGUAUAAGCCCUUAAAAAGAAAAGUGAAGGCUUUUUAAAUUGACCUUUAAAAAACUAAUUGCCACUCCAUACUGAAGACAACUUUGAUUUUUUUUGUCGGUGCAAUGUGUGUGUAUGUGUGUGUGGGUGUCUGGUGGUCAAAUUAUGGCAAGUGUGACAACCAACCUGUGUGACACAAUCCUGUUCUCCCCUAUAUACUAUACUAUACUAUACUAUACUAUACUAUACUAUACUAUACUAUACUAUACUAUACUAUACUAUACUAUACUAUACUAUACUAUACUAUACUAUACUAUACUAUACUAUACCAUACCAUACUAUACUAUACUAUACAUGAGGUGUGGUGUGUGAAGAAAGAAACUGCAGACUCUUCCUUUUUUCACACCACCGACUGUAUGCACUACGUGAGUGACGUCACCAAAACCAUCAUGCACAAGCGGUUUUUUUUUUUUCUUUUAUGGUUGUUUUGCUUAACGCUGCCUGCUGAAAGGAGAAACAAAAAGGCCAAAGUAGAUACGAAUUUCUUCCUCAUCAUCCGUGUUUUGAUAUGAAUAUUGUUGAUACACUUGGACCCCACUGCAUGAAUCCAUUUGAAGUGGGGGUGCCUGACACCCAACAGUAUUAGACAUUCCCAUGGAAAGAUUAGGUCAUGAUGUUGGUAGCGCUUGAAGCUUUAUUGACUGUUAUGAGGUGUAUGUGCUCACUGCCGUCUCAUUCAUAGCCAGGUUUUUUGUGUGUGUGCGAGUGUGUGUGAUUUUCUUUUAAUGUAUUAUUUUUGUACAAAAAAAAAAAUGGAAAUCAAUCUUAAAUCAUUAUUUAUACGU
Messenger RNA from Corythoichthys intestinalis (scribbled pipefish), 5578 nucleotides. Its product is annotated as hepatocyte nuclear factor 1-beta-A-like. The transcript is spliced from 10 exons. Gene Ontology annotation, biological process: regulation of transcription by RNA polymerase II; insulin secretion; pancreas development. Lineage: Eukaryota; Metazoa; Chordata; Actinopteri; Syngnathiformes; Syngnathidae. The record is from RefSeq and is a predicted model, not a curated record. Gene Ontology annotation, molecular function: RNA polymerase II cis-regulatory region sequence-specific DNA binding; DNA-binding transcription factor activity, RNA polymerase II-specific. Bases 466 to 2226 code for a protein of 586 amino acids. Gene Ontology annotation, cellular component: nucleus.